Messenger RNA from Lonchura striata (white-rumped munia), 1362 nucleotides. The record is from RefSeq and is a predicted model, not a curated record. NCBI's taxonomy places the organism in Eukaryota, Metazoa, Chordata, Aves, Passeriformes, Estrildidae.
AUGACCAACCCCAGCUCUGCCUUCUGCAGCGGCUCCCUGUGCUCCGGGGAGGCGUCGGGGAGGAUGAGCCGCGGCGGGGCCGCCGGGAGCCCGUGCCCGGAGCGCCGCAGCCCCGACGGCGGGGCCAGCGACGGGCACGGCUCGGUGGCCAGCGACGGGCACGGCUCGGUGGCCAGCGACGGGCACGGCUCGGUGGCCAGCGACGGGCACGGCUCGGUGGCCAGCGACGGGCGCGGCUCCCCGGGCAGCCUGCGCCGCUCGCCCUACUCGCCGUUCGCCGUGCCGGGGCGGCUGCCGCCCGCCGUGCGCCUGGACAUCGACACCGAGUUCCAGGCCGUGCGGCAGCAGGAGAAGGAGGACAUCAAAGUGCUCAACAACCAGUUCGUGACCCUGAUCGAGAAGGUCCAGAGCUUGGAGCAGCAGAACAAGAUCCUGACAACCAGGUGGAACUUCCUGAAGGACCAGGACAAUUCCCACUCUGACUCGGACAUCAAGGCCAUCUAUGAGCAGUAUGUGAGCAAAAUGAACCAGGAGAUGAAGGCGCUCAACUACGAGCAGGAAAACCUGGAGUCAGAGCUGACGAAGGUGCUGAGCACCAUGGACACCUUCCGGAGCAAGUACGAAGAUGAAAUUCGCCUCUGCAGCGGGAUGGAAUUCACCUUCAUGGAGCUCAAAAAGGAUCUGGAUGUGAGCACCUUGCACCGCACGGAGCUGGAGGUGAAGCUCAAAGGGCUCCAGGAGCUGCUGGAGCUGAAGAAAACCAUCUACGAACAGGAACUGGAGGAGCUACUGACGGAAAUCAAGGACAUUUCCGUGGUGCUGGGAAUCGACAGCUGCUCCCGGCCGGACCUGGGCAGGAUUGUGGAGGACGUCAGGGCCCAGUAUGAGGCUCUGGCCCUGCGGAGCUGGGAAGAGGCCGAGGCCCUCACCCGGAGGAAGCUCACCGACAGCAGCUCCCAGUCCGGCUCCUUUGGGGGACACCUCCUCGACAGCCGGCGGGAAAUCGCGGAUCUGAACAUCCGCAUCCAGAAACUCCGCUCCUGCAUCGUCUCCUUUUCCACACUUCAGUGCCUGUACCUGGAGGAGCACAUCCGCGAGGCUGGCGAGCAGGGGGAGGGGACCCUCAGGGACGCCAAGGCCAAGGUGGCUGGGCUGGAGGAGGCCCUGCAGCGCAGCCGGGAGCACAUGGCUCACCUGGUCCGGGAGUACCAGGAGCUCAUGAACAUCAAACUGGCCCUGGACGUGGAGAUCCUCACCUACAGGAAGCUCGUGGAAGGGGAGGAGAACAGGUGAGCCAGGAUUCCUCCGCCUCAGGUGGGGAAGAGAUGCACCAGCACACCCGGGGGGACAGAAUCAUGGAAU